CCUUCAGAGCUGGAAAAGCCCAACCAAACAUCUGACAGGGAGGGAAGAGGCGAAGCACCACCGACUUCCCAAGAUGCUGGCACUAAUAAACCGGCUUUUAGACUGGUUCAAGUCUUUAUUUUGGAAGGAAGAGAUGGAGCUGACCCUGGUCGGCCUCCAGUAUUCGGGAAAAACGACGUUCGUCAACGUAAUUGCCUCUGACGAAACCCUAAUUGGAGUGAUGGUUGAUGAGAUGAAGAGGCUGCUGAGGAAGCUGAUGUCCAAAUUUGUGCAAAUGGAUGUGAUCAGGAAAGCUGAGGAUAUCCUAGAUGUUGAUUACAGGAACAAGGAGAACUGGCAUGACACAGGCAACAUAGCAGUAUCACAUGAUGCCAGACAAUACAUGGAGCAAGUUGAAGACCAUCUCUGA
Corythoichthys intestinalis (scribbled pipefish) is the source of this 409-nucleotide messenger RNA. RefSeq names its product ADP-ribosylation factor-like protein 8. Gene Ontology annotation, cellular component: lysosomal membrane. The record is from RefSeq and is a predicted model, not a curated record. NCBI's taxonomy places the organism in Eukaryota, Metazoa, Chordata, Actinopteri, Syngnathiformes, Syngnathidae. The transcript is spliced from 2 exons. Gene Ontology annotation, biological process: anterograde axonal transport. Bases 74 to 409 code for a protein of 111 amino acids.